GGGAUGCGUUUGAGCGGGUCUAUGUGAGCGUGUGAGCCAGGUCGGAGGUCAUGCUGCGGACGGAAUCUGACUCCCACGGCCUCUUUUCGUCUGGAGAGACGUCUGACAAUGACUGUGAGAUGAGGGCGAGUUGUGGAGAGGUAGAUGUAGUGUGUGUGUGCGAGGCCGGUCCCUGUACACUUUAUUCAGAAGCACACACUCCUACGCCGGACACACUGCUGUGUGAACACUGUGGGAAAAACCGGGUAAUGAUAACCAGGUACUCCGAGGGAUACGGCACGGAGGAGGAGUGUGUGUUGUCUGACCCUCAGGGGGAGAGUGAUGCAGAUGCUGAUAUAGAGGACACAGAUUGCAGACUCCAGGAGCCAGGUUCUCUCCAGCGAAUCAGCUCUCGAAGACGUAAGCGUCCGCGGGUAGCUCGGCAAGACACCACCGAGAGCGAGGACGACGGCGGGCGAAGCCACAGAUCACAUCGCUGGAACCUCAGGCUCAGCCCUGCCAGACCACACAGCAGGACAAUACUGGAGGAGAGCAUAUCACAGGUCAGGCCACUGGUCAUCUGCCGGCCGAACGAGGAGAGGCAACAGAGUCCGGGCGACCUGCCCCGAGGCUCCAAGCGUCUGAGGUCUCUAUGGCCAUCUUCCCUCUCUCUGCCUCUCAUCCUCCUCCUCUUGCUGCCUCUCUCCCUCUCCCUCGUCAUUGUUAUCGUGUCUUUCCUUCUACCGUGGGCCAGCGCUUGACUCUUUUCUGUUUCAUGAGAAUAGUUUAUUACAACAAAAAAACAACCACCGACUCAGACAAUGCACAAAAUGGGAACACGCACAUGUUGCUUUACGCAGGAUAGUACAGAUAAAGCCGCUCUCUGUACAUGUUACAUCCAGAAACUCUGCUCACGAUCUAAACUCAGUGCUUUCUUCUGCUUCAUGAAAUCUCACCUUCCACUUUCUCACCCCCUCGUUUGUAAAAAUAGACCUCUCGUCUGGCUCCUUGUUCUAACGAGCCACAGGAGUGAUACGCGGGGGAAAGGUUUCAGGGCUGCACAGGUAGAUUCAAAAGGGAAAAUUACAACGCUCAAGUGGAAAAUAGGACGACGAUGAUGCUGCUGAACUAUGCAAUUCUUAAGUUCCUACUGCAGCAUCUCAUCUGCUGUUAAAAGAAGUCUCCUAUUUCUUUGGCACUAUCGUCCCCUUCUUGACCCCUUCCCUUGUCUCUUUGAAAUACAAGGAGUUCUGGUUCUAAAAUAGAGCAUGACCCAAUUUAAAAAGCAAUAGCAGAAGAGAUCUGAUAUGGCUCCUGAUCUGUAGUUGUUGAGCAGUACGUGUGUUUAAUGAGUGGGUUAUGUGUUAUUUUACUGGUUGCCGAUUUAAAAACAGGGAAUCUUCUUUUUCUUCUUCCUCGCUGCACUCGUGUAUGUUUUCAGUAAAAUAAGCCGACCUCAAAACUAAAUGGGCUUUAUUGGAACUUAAUUAUGUUAAAGUCAUUUAAACACUUCUUACAGUUGAUUACUAUUGUGUUUAAAAGUAUUCAUGUUAUGUUAUCUAUAUUUAUGAAUGAUCAUUUAAGAAGAAAUGUGAGGUUGACAAUCAGUCACGCUACUUAUUCCAAUUGGAAAAGGCUGUGACUUUUCUGUACUGUAUGUUAAUUGUUACGGUGUUUUUGUAUGUAUUUAAAGUUGUGACUUUGCUUCACACCACAGUGGAUUUGCUUGCAUCCUUGUAGAGAAAUGUUCCCAAUUGAGAUCAGGUUGUGCUGUAUGAGCUCAUUUGAUUCAUGUUGUGUUGCCUGCCUUACCUUUUAUCUCCAUGUGUGUGUGUGUGUGUGUGUGUGUGUGUGUGUGUGUGUGUGUGUGUGUGUGUGUGUGUGUGUGUGUAUGUGUGUUCACCUUUGUGUUCAUGGGGCCAUAGAAGUAAAAAAGCCAAUAAAACUACAUUGUAU
Molecule: messenger RNA, 1935 nt
Organism: Cottoperca gobio
Lineage: Eukaryota; Metazoa; Chordata; Actinopteri; Perciformes; Bovichtidae
Exons: 7
Coding region: 51-740 (229 amino acids)
Source: RefSeq, a predicted model, not a curated record